Tachysurus vachellii is the source of this 6620-nucleotide messenger RNA. RefSeq names its product centrosome-associated protein CEP250. The record is from RefSeq and is a predicted model, not a curated record. The transcript has 23 exons. NCBI's taxonomy places the organism in Eukaryota, Metazoa, Chordata, Actinopteri, Siluriformes, Bagridae. The coding region runs from base 102 to 6089 and encodes 1995 amino acids.
UGCUUGUGUAACUAAUAGAGCAUCAGUGUCACGGAUGUUAAACUAAGGCAAAGUUUGUGGUUUAAUCUCUGUGACGUCUGCUGGGAUUUUAAAGGUUGAUCAUGGAGUCGCUGAUCAGCUGGGAGUCAGAACGUGCAGAGUUAAAGGCAGAGUUAUCCAAGCUGGAGGAAGAGCUGGCUGAGAGACGAGCAGAGACAGAGGAGCUUCGAUCUCGAUCAAAUGUGCUGACUGAACGGUUGUCACAGACACUGGACUCUUCCAUAUCUCUUUGUUGGGAAAGUGAGCAGAGAGAAUCGAGAAAGAAACUGAGAGAGGGAAAAGAGCGAGAAUCAAGACAGGCUUUGCUCAUCCAGAAACUGCAGCAAAAGGUGAAGGAGUACAGGACUCGCUGUGAACAGCUGCAGCAUCACUUGAUGGCAGAGGAGAGAGAAAUGAGAGUCAGAGAGAGGAUUUUGCAAGAUGAGCGCAGCAAUAAUCUGGAGACGACUCUCAUCAGGCUGGAGGAGGAACAGCAGAGGAGUGUAACACUGGUUGAAGUCAAUGCAUUGUUGCGUAGUCAGCUCAGCCAAUCAGUAGAAGCAAACCAAGCACAGCAGGAUGACUUGAAGAAACUGACUGCUGAUUGGUCCAAAGCAGUGGAGGAAGCCGGGCAAAAAGAAAUGGAUUGGAGCAAAGAGAAAGAAGUUCUCUCCAGGUAUUUAGAAGCAGAGCGCUCAAGAUUAAUGUCGCUCUGGAGCACAGUCGUAGGUCUCAGACGCCAGUGUCACGCGGUCAAAAUUGCAACAGACAAAGACUUAUGGGAAUUGAGAGCAGAAUUCACUCGCAUGUCAUCUACUUUUCUUUCUUUGAAUGUCCUUCCUGCUCUUUCUAUUCAUUCUCCUCCUCCUCCUCCUCCUCCUCCUCCUCCUCCUCUCAACACUUCUGGACCGAUGACUCUGGCUGAAUUAGGUCAUGAUGUGAACACAGAGAAGCUCAAAAGCAGGAUUGACGAGUUGACCGUCAUUAUAAAGUCUCAGGAACUAGAGAGACAGAGGCAGGAGGAGGUAAUGAAGAACAGCAUAAAAAAAGAGGAAAAAGAGCGAGAGCUGCAACAGGAGAAAUGCAGAGAAAUGGAAAGGCAACUAGAAUCAGUUACACAGGCUCUCAGAAAACUGUACAGGUUUCUGGGUUCUCAAAGGUCAGAUGGUCACAAAAAACUUUUUCCCGACUUUGAUGUGGUCAGUGAUGAUCUCCAUUCGGUCCUGUGGGUUAUCUCUGAGAUUGAGAGCGCCUUCCUGUGGGGACACAAAGAACUGCAGGAAGCUGAAGGAAAAAGUCGCAGGCUGAGGAUGGAGACAGAAUCACUGCAGCAGCAAGUGACAGAGCUUAAAAAUGAGAAGGAAGAUCUACAGAAACAAGACAGUUUGGAGGCGCUAGAGUUAAAGCAGACACAGAGUCUACUGAACAGUGAGAAAGAAAGAGCAUUGAGCUUAAAAAAACAGCUGGACGAAUCUGAACGCAGAAGUGAAGAAUUGAAGAAAGAAAAUGUACGUUUGAUACAGCAGAGAGAGAGGGAGGAUGAGGAGAGGAAUGGAAUAGAAAGAGAGCGACAGAGACGAAUGGAGACAGAGCUUGUGGAAAAUGCCCACUUGUGUGAGCAACAGAGCCGCACUCGUAUAGAGCUACAUACCCUGAAGGUGGCUCUGGAGCAAGAGAGAGAAGGAAAGGCAACCGCAGAGAAAGAGUUAGCAGACACCAGGAACUCUUUAGCCAAGGCACGUGAGUCUCUGUUGUCUCUCUCCUCUACACACACUUUGCUGCAAAGGGAAAAUGCAGAUACCUGUGAUUCUUUGGAGAAAAUGGCCACCUUGAACGAGUCGUUGACACGGGAUAAAAGAGAGCUCAGCGCUCGAAAUCUUCAGCUGGAGGAGGAGGUGACUGAAUGUCAGCUGCAGCUACAGCAUUUAAGAUCCGAUGUAGCAUCUCUGAAGAAGGAGCUGAAUGCUGUUUCAGAGGAAAACACAGAGUUAAGGGCUUUGCGAAAUGCAGAUUUGGACUCUCUUCACUUGAUCAGAGUGAGGGAAAGAGAAAUGGAGGGAGAACUGCAGAUUCUGAGAGAGGAAAGCGGGAGACAAUCUAAUGCUCUCAGUGAUGAGAAAAUGAAAAAUGAGCAGUUGUCUGAAAAGCACAGAAUUGUAUGCAUGGAGUUGCGUGAUGUGACAGUGAAGUUGGAUAAAGAGCUGGACCAAGAGACGAGAGCACAAAGAGAGAGAAAUGAGCUGCAGAGAGAAAAAGAGAGACUGGAGGAACAAGUGCACAAGAUCGGGCAAGAGAAGGAGGAAAUAAAACAGGACAGAGAGGAUCUCAGGAAUUUGAGUGGUAGCCUCCAACAGCAGCUGUGUGUGGCAAAGGAGCAGAUUUCUGCACUUGAGGUUCAGCAUACACAACUGCAGAUGCAGGUUUACACACUUCAGCAGGCCAAAGAUGUUUUACAUGGAGAGAUAAAGUGUCUUCAGUCUGAGUUGGAGAGACACUCACUCCUGAGGGAGGAAGAGAGAAGAGGAGCAAUUGAAGAAAAGAUGCAGCACGAAAAAGAGAUCAGAGACUGGCAGCUGGACAUCAGGAGGUUGACUGCUGAAGCCCAAGCAUCAUUGAACAACAACAGAAUACAUGAGGAAGACAGAGAAAAGUGGCAAAGAGAAAGAGAGGCUCUGAACUCUGAGCUGGGAUUAAAGGAUGGGGAGAUGGGGGCUCUAAAAAAUAGGAUGAAUGGAUUAGUGAAAGAAAAUGAAAAGCUUUCGGUCCUUAUUGGUGAAAAAGAUGGAGAUAUGGAGAAACUCUUCUCAGAAAUCAGGAGUCUGGAGCUGCAGAUGCAAGAAGCCAAAGCUGAGAUGGAACAAUGGAGGGAGAGAGUAACAGAUAUUGAACAAGAGAAGGAGGGACUUUUGGAAAGAGUGAAACAAGACUGUGAAAAUCUGAAAAUAAGAGAAAUAGAGAAUGCUGAGAUGGCUGACAUUUUAAAGAUGAAGGAUGUUGAGAUAGAAAAGAACAGUAAACAUAUAGAAGACUUGGUAGAGAACUUAAGAUUACAGGACAUCUCAUUGGAAAAACUAAAAACAGAGCUUAAAGAAAAAGAUAUUGGAAUGUCUGCUAUAAUAAACAAUCAGAAAAUAAAGGAAACAGAAAGGGAGGCAGAGGAGAGGCAAAAAGAACUGACGCUGAAAGGAGAGCUAAAAAAGAAAGAAAAUGAAUUGGAAAGACUCAAAGGCAAUGUGGAAGAACUGAAUAUGGAGAUACAACACAUGUCUCAUCUUCUGCAGGAAAAGGAUUCUUACCUUGAAAAGAUUAAGAAAAAAGUGGAAGAUCUGGAACAAACAGACAGAGAAACACAGGAUGAGAUGGAGUGGUGGAAGAAAAGGGCUGGUGAUGUGGCGAGAGAAAAAGAAGUGCUAAUAGAAAGAGUGGAAAAACAUGUUUCUGUUGAACAAGAGAGGGAUGAAUUGGAAGACCGACUCAUAGAAAGAGACAAAGAGAUAAAAAUAUUGAAGACAAAUGAACAAGAUACAGUGAGUGACAUAGAGAAAAUGAAGGAGGAGCAGAGAGAACAAGAGGAAGAGCUGAAGCGGAGUGAUCGAGAGCUAGAAGAACUUAGAAGUACAGUAGUAAAUUUGAUAAAAGAGAAAAACGAGCAGGAAAAAUGGAAAAUGCAGCUGGAGCAAUUGAAAAAAGAAAAGACGAGUCUUGAGGAAAAGAGAAAUCAACUGGAGGAAAGCGAGAAAAAUAUGAGGGAAGAGAUUAGUGUGCUUAAAGUAAAGAUUUGUGAGCUGGAUAGAGAAAAGAGAGAAGUCGAAAGGAAAGUGCUAGAGCAAAGAGAUCAAGCCCAAAUCCAGAUUGUUCUUCUGAAAGACAGAGAGGGAGCUGUAGACAGACUGAGAGAGACUCUAGAACAAAAAGAAAAGCAGGAAAAUGAGGAACUGGUGACAUUAAAAGAAAAAUUGAAGGAAACAGAAUUGGCCCAAGAAAAACAAAGAAAUACCCAGAAGGAAUAUGAUCAAAAACUCCAGGUGGUUAGAGAUACAUUAGAGCAAGUGGAAAGAAAAGUGAAAGAACUGGAAACUAAAAACAAAAAUUUGACCCAAGAGGCAGACGUGGCAAGAAAGAAUCUUGUAGAACAGUUGAGAGAAUUGGAGAUGAAGUCAAGGCUUCUGCAAGAAUCUGAAGAAAAUAUAAAGGAGUUAAAGUUAACAGUGGGGAGUGGGGAAAAUGAAAAGGAACAUCUGAAGAGGACUCUUAAGGACCUCACUGAACUGAGAGAAAGAAAAAAAGAGGAAGAACAGUUGAGAUUGAAGCUUGAGCAACAAAUUCUAGAUCUGGGAGAAGACUUAAAGAGGAAAAAUGGAGCCAUUGAUGCUUUGAAGGAGAAAACAGAUUUAAUUAUAAAGCAAAAAGAAGAUGAGCUAAAAGAAGCAAAAAAAAUUAAAGAUGCAGUUUUAACAGAGAUGACAAAGCUAAGAGAAGAAUUAUCUGUGCUUUCUGGGAGGAAAGAGAAGGCAGAAACAAUGCUGAAGGAACUGAAUAUAGAGAAUAAAAAGUUAAAAGAUGGACUAACAGAUGGAUUGAGAGAGAUGGUCACACUGAAGGAGCUCCUAGAGGAGAGCCAUUCUGAAGGAAAACACCUCAGGAAGAUUUUGGAGGAGAAAAAGAAGGAGAUGAUAAAGGUUAGAAAUGAGGAAGUGAGAGCAGCACGAGAAGAAACAGAAGAUCUAAAACUCAGAGUUCAGAUACUACAGAAGGAGAAUCAAGAACUUCAGGCCCAGUUGUGGAUCAGGGAAGAAAAUGACAUUAAGAUGAACUGGGAAGUUAAAGAAAUAAAGAAAAUGGAGCUUGAAACGCACGAGACGCUGAAGAUGACACUGGGGGAAGAUGUAAAAGAUAAAAAUGGUCAACUAAAAAAACAUGAGAUGAUGAAAGAUGAGAAAAAUAAUAGACAAAAUCAGUUGAAGGACAAUAGUUUUGAACACAUUAGUGAGAAAUUAAAAGAGGAGGAGCAAGAAACCCCAGUGUUGAGAAGUAAAGCUAAAAAGAAAAAUACAAGCUUUGUACUUGUCAAAGAUGAACUGGAACAGAAUAGGGAAACUGGGGCAAAUGAAGAGAUAAAACAUAGAGAAAAAGAAUGCGAUAAAACAAUUGUAUUUGCUACUGACAUUCAUCCUAAAGGGGAAUCGGAGCUGAAAAUAACUCCAGAGGUUAAAGAAAAUGCAAGGCAUCUGUUAGGGGAACUUGGUGAUGCACAAAUGAAGACAAAUCUGGAGAAAAACAUACCUGAAGAGAAGAUACACUGCCAGUUUCAAGAAAGUUUUACAAUCGUAAAUGCACAAACAAAACGAGUCUCAGAGAAAUCACAGAGUUGGACUGAAACAACACAGAAUACACAAUUACAAGAAGAGGUUUAUGAUUUAAAGAAGGAAGCAGAUGAGCUCAGGAAAGACCGAGAUCGUAUAAGAACAGCACUGGAAAAAAAUGAAGCAAUGCUAAUUCGUUAUCAAGAAAAAGCACAUCAGCUGGAGAAAAAGGUGCAGAUAAUGAGCAGCUCUGAAGAGGAAUCACAGGAGCGUGUGCGUACCAUGCAAAGAGCUGUGGCUGAGCUGGAACUGAAGCUAAUGAAAUUACAACAAAGAAAUGAACGUCUGGAACAUCGCAUUGAGAAAUUGAGAUUAGACAAAACGAACCUACGAGACACUUUAAAGCAGGUUGAGCUGGAAAGGGAGAAAUUGAGAUGUCAGAUGUCACAGUCAAAUGCAGAAAUGCAGGAUCUCAGCAAUUCUUCUGGAGCUGAUGAGUUGAAGUGUCUGAGAGCUCGGGCAAGUGAACUGACUGCAGAGGUUCACCAGUUACGUCUGCUGCUGGCUUCAGAUCAUCAGGAACGGGCAGACUUUAUUGACCAGUCCUUAAGGAAUAGUAAUUCGUUGCAGACCCUGAGGCAGGACCUGAAUGACUCUCUUACACUGGUGUCUAAGCAGCUUGCCCCUACCGUUUUGGAGUGUGAAACACAAAGACUGGACAGGAGCAUAAGAGGAGAGCAGCUCAGGAUUUUGCUCAGUCACAGCUAAUAAUAAUGAGAUUUCCUAAUUUGCACAUUUAAUAAAGUCCUUUUCAGAUAGCUACAGUGCCUUACAUAAACCUUAAAGUUUUCCACAUUUUUGAGUGUUACUACCUGGAACUGAAAUCAGCUUAAUGAUGUGAAUAAAAAAAAAAAAACUACUAAUAUUUUUGAAGCAAAUCAAUAUAGUUUGCUAAAAUUAUUAAUAUUAUACAUAAAAUAUUAUGCUUUUAUUAUUAUUAUUAUUAUUAUUAUUAUUAUUAUUAUUAUUAUUAUUAUUAUAUUUAAUGGCAUAAAUGUUCACUUCUUUUGCUGUGAAACCACUACAUUAUGUUUAUUGGAACCAUUUGUCAUUAGAAGUCGGAUUUGACCUGUGUGCAAAUGAAAUGUCACAAGUGCAUAGUGUGCAACUUGGUACAAACAGUGCAUGACAAAAGACAGUGCAUACAGACAAUAUGAUACACUACAAGACAGCUACAUAAAAGAGUGCCAACCAGUGUUUUUGUAAACAUGUACACUUGUGCAUAUGUACAUAUUUACA